Molecule: messenger RNA, 719 nt
Organism: Vollenhovia emeryi
Lineage: Eukaryota; Metazoa; Arthropoda; Insecta; Hymenoptera; Formicidae
Exons: 5
Source: RefSeq, a predicted model, not a curated record
AUGUCUCGCCAGCAAAAUUUUUCUUACGACGAGAAGCUGCGGUUCCUCGUCCUUCUUAAAGGUAGCAAGGCGCUUCGCCCGAGUCCAUACAUGGACACGAGAGGAAGAGAUAAGGCGUGGAGGAAGAUCGAACGUACGUUCAAUAACGAUUCACAGGCGUCCGGUAUACAUAGGAACGUCGAGAGCCUGAAAAAUCUGUGGAAAAAUUUACAAAAGGCCGCCCGUAAAUCGACAGACAAACGAGAUGACAACGAGGUCAUGAAGCGGAUUAAAUCAUUGAUGAAGAAGGUGGAACAUGGGCGCAAAUCGAGCAAGCGAGCGUCGCGAGACAACGACGACGCGAGCGUAGGCGCGGCUGAUGUACCGGUCGCCACGCCGACAAAUGAGGAGGAGCUGCAACAGCAACAGGAAGAGGUGGAGGAGGAGGAGAUGGAGCAGCAGCAGCAGGCGGAGGAGCAGCCACAGGAGGAGGCGGAGGAGGAGGAGAUGGAGCAGCAGCAGCAGGUGGAGGAGCAGCAGCAGGAGGAGACGGAGCAGCAACAGCUACAAUUCCAGAACAGUUGCAAUCUACCGCCGCCUCUGUUUCCACUUCCGCCGCCGCCACCACCACUGCCACUGCCACCGCCACCACCACUGCCACCACCACUGCCACUGCCACCGCCACCACCACCGCCACCACCACUGCCACUGACACCGCAUCGUCGUCUCGAUCGACACAG